AUGGCAGCUCCAACUAGAAGUCUACGAUGUCUGUCAUCUUUCAGAACCACCAUAUCUCCAGCAUCAGCAGUAAUUGCUCCCAUCGGCGGCCGAAGCUAUGCCACAACGGACUCCUCAUCCGCCACGAACACACCAGGAACCACACGGCGGAAAGCAACAAAGUUCCAGGAUAAGCUGAAUGCAGGACCCUCAUUCUCAGACUUUGUCUCCGGAGGCCAAGAUGAACCUCUCGACCCAUCGGAAGCCUACGCCCUUAAGACCGCGCUUGUCGGCCCCGCCGGCCGCAAGAAGGAAAUGACUCGUUUGCCCGAAUGGCUGAAAACUCCCAUACCAGACUCAAAGAACUUCCAGCGCCUAAAGAAGGACCUGAGAGGAUUGAACCUGCACACUGUCUGUGAGGAGGCCCGAUGCCCCAACAUCUCCGACUGCUGGGGCGGCAGCGACAAGUCCUCCGCCACAGCGACAAUCAUGUUGAUGGGCGAUACCUGCACGCGCGGGUGCCGCUUCUGCAGCGUCAAGACAUCCCGCAACCCUUCCCCACUCGACCCGCACGAGCCCGAGAACACCGCCGAGGCAAUCUCCCGCUGGAGCCUGGGUUACGUGGUGCUAACGAGCGUGGACCGUGACGAUCUGGUCGACGGCGGCGCGCGCCACUUCGCCGAGACGGUUAUCAAAAUCAAGCAGAAGAAGCCGAGUAUGCUGGUCGAGUGUCUGACGGGUGACUUCCGCGGUGACACGGAGAUGGCGGCAUUGGUUGCCCGGUCUGGUCUGGACGUCUAUGCGCACAACGUUGAGACUGUCGAGGAGCUUACGCCCUUUGUCCGUGAUCGCCGCGCCACGUUCCAGCAGUCUAUUCGUGUGCUUGAUGCUGCGAAGAAAGCUGUUCCGGAUCUUGUUACGAAGACUUCGCUCAUGCUCGGUCUCGGCGAGACGGAUGAUCAGCUCUGGGAUGCACUGCGCCAGCUCCGCGCUGUCAACGUCGACGUCGUGACCUUCGGUCAAUACAUGCGUCCUACGAAGCGCCACAUGGCUGUUCAUGAAUACGUGACCCCUGAUCGCUUCGAGCUGUGGCGCCAGCGUGCCCUUGAUAUGGGCUUCUUGUACUGUGCCUCCGGCCCCCUGGUACGAAGCAGUUACAAGGCUGGCGAGGCGUUUAUCGAGAACGUUCUCAAGAAGCGUCGUGCUGGUUCCGGCACCGCUGAGCGCACUGUCGAUCAGAGCCCUGCUGCCAUUGACGAGGCUACCCGGUGA
Penicillium samsonianum is the source of this 1251-nucleotide messenger RNA. RefSeq names its product lipoate synthase. NCBI's taxonomy places the organism in Eukaryota, Fungi, Ascomycota, Eurotiomycetes, Eurotiales, Aspergillaceae. Gene Ontology annotation, biological process: lipoate biosynthetic process. The transcript has a single exon. Gene Ontology annotation, cellular component: mitochondrion. Bases 1 to 1251 code for a protein of 416 amino acids. The record is from RefSeq and is a predicted model, not a curated record. Gene Ontology annotation, molecular function: lipoate synthase activity; 4 iron, 4 sulfur cluster binding.